GUCAGUCUGUAUGUGUAUACACAGCGUAACGACAUGCCGUUUCCUUCUCACCUGAGAGCUCCAACGAAAAAGCACACACCAAAAGUCGGACCUCUGCUUUUUUUUUUAUGCUCCCUCUCUCUCUCUCUCUCUCUCUUACUUUCCCACUUUACUUUUCAGUUCUAAUCCGCAGAUCAAAAAACCAACCGAAAUCCCAGUUCAAUUCGAACUCCCCAUUUCCCGAAAGCUUCAAGCUUUUUUCAAUGGUGACCAUCACAGAGGAAAACGAAGGCCAACACCGCCGUGACCCGAAACCGAAACCGAAACCGAAACGGUCGUCACCAGAAGAGAUCAAGCCAACUCCACCACCAAAACGCACUUCGCCGCCGCCAAAACCACCGCAAAACUCUCAAAAUCCAUUCGCUUUCUGGUUCUACUGCACUCUCACUGUCUCUCUCGUCACCGUCGUCUUCAUUUCUCUCUCCUCUCUUUCUCCGCAAGACCCAAAGUCUUGGUUUUUGAGCCUGCCAGCCGCUCUCCGCCAGCACUACUCCAAGGGUCGCACCAUAAAGGUACAAACUCACCCGAAUCAGAACCCGGUUGAAGUUUUUUGUACUGAGAAAGGGUCUGUGGGAUCGGAAAAUGUUGUUAUUGUUCAUGGGCUGGGACUCAGCUCCUACUCUUUUCGAAAAGUUGUUAAAUUUUUAGGGUCCAAAGGGGUUCGUGCGGUUGCGUUUGAUUUGCCCGGAAACGGGUUUUCGGACAAAUCGGUGGUGGAGGUUGGAGAGGAGGAAACUGGGAUUUUAGGGAGGUUUUGGAAUGUAUAUGGUGAAAUUCAGGAAAAGGGUUUGUUUUGGGCAUUUGAUCGGAUAAUCGAAACAGGGCAGAUGCCGUAUGAGGAAAUCGAAGCUCGGGUUUCGAAACAGAAGGUUGUGAAGCCGAUUGAAAUGGGUCCUGAGGAGAUUGGUAAGGUGGUGGGGCAAGUAAUUGAGACGACAGGUUUAGCUCCUGUGCAUUUGGUGUUGCAUGAUUCAGCUUUGGGGAUGGUUGCCAAUUGGGUUUUGGAAAAUGUGGGAUCGGUGAGGAGUGUAACGCUUAUUGAUACCUCACCCAGAUCGACGGGUGCUUUGCCUUUGUGGGUUUUGGGAGUGCCAAUGAUUAGGGAGUUUGUGCUGAGGUUUUCACAUGCUUAUGCUUGGUUGGUUAAAAUGAGUUGCUCAAGGGGGAUUGAUGUUUCGGAUGUCGAUGCACAUAGACUUCUGUUGAAGGGUAGGGAUGGGACGAGGGCCAUUGUUGGGAUGGGAAAGAAGUUGAAUCAUAGCUUUGAUAUAGCAGAAUGGGGGGGUUCGGAUGGAUUGAAAGGUGUGCCAAUGCAGGUGCUUUGGUCUAGCAGUUGGUCCAAGGAAUGGAGUGAAGAGGGAAACCGUGUUGCAAGUGCACUUCCACAGGCAACUUUUGUCACCCAUUCCGGUGGGCGGUGGCCUCAGGAGGACGCAGCUGAUGAGGUAGCUGAAAAUAUUUCUUAUUUUGUGUCCUCAUUGCCUGCAACUGUCAGAAAGGUUGAAGAAGAGCCGAUCCCCGAGCAUAUUCAGAAAAUGCUCGAUGAAGCAAAAGGCAGCGACCAUCAUCACCAUGACCAUGGUGACGGGCAUGACCACCAUCAUAGUCAUGGAGCUAGUUAUCCUGAUGCGUACGGUCUUGGCCAUAGCCAUGGAUUGGCAAGUUGAUGAGUUUUAUUGUGUUUUCAACUUUUUCCCAAGUCACCAUGCGGUUGAGGUAGAAAGUAGAUUCAGGCCACUGGAUUAAUCCAUUUGCUCUGCCAUCAACGCUCGGAAAUUUUCCUGAAUCAGCCGACCCCAUUUAGUGGGAUAAGGCUUUGUUGUUUGUUUGUACAAUAUUCCUCGAUGAAGACGUUUGUUCUGCUGAAUCUUUUAAGUUUGUGAUGUAUUGUAUUUUGUAUUCUGAAUUUAAGAAAGGAAGCUGGUUGAUAUCUGUGAUCAAAUAUGAUACUUCUUUUUACCAAAAAAAAAAAUAUAUAUGAUACUUCUGUAUU
Malus domestica (apple) is the source of this 2032-nucleotide messenger RNA. Its product is annotated as protein AUXIN RESPONSE 4. The record is from RefSeq and is a predicted model, not a curated record. NCBI's taxonomy places the organism in Eukaryota, Viridiplantae, Streptophyta, Magnoliopsida, Rosales, Rosaceae.